Striga hermonthica is the source of this 1767-nucleotide messenger RNA. The record is from the annotation of a GenBank genome assembly. Lineage: Eukaryota; Viridiplantae; Streptophyta; Magnoliopsida; Lamiales; Orobanchaceae.
AUGGCACAAAAAUUUAACUCCCCGGGCAGUAAAGGCCGGUCCCGAGUGUCCUUAUUUGUCGUAAUUGCUCUCUGCUGUUUCUUUUACUUGCUGGGAGUAUGGCAGAAGAGUGGUUUUGGGAAGGGAGAUAGUUACGCAAUAGAACUGAAUAAACAACAGCAGCAAGCAGAAUGCAUUAUCCCACCUUCUCUCGACUUUGAAAGCCAUCACAAUUAUGUGGCGCCAAUGGAGUCCUCUGAGUCCAAGCCCAAAAUGAUUGAGCCGUGUGAUGCUCGAUAUACCGACUACACUCCUUGCCAUGAGCAGGAUCGAGCCAUGACUUUCCCAAGAGAAAACAUGGUGUACAGAGAAAGGCAUUGUCCACCAGAAGAAGAAAAAUUGCGUUGCUUGAUCCCGGCACCAAAAGGCUACACGACCCCUUUUCCUUGGCCAAAGAGCCGAGACUAUGUGUACUAUUCGAACGUUCCUUUCAAGAGCUUGACUGUGGAGAAAGCCAACCAGAAUUGGGUACAGUUUCAAGGGAACGUAUUCAAAUUUCCAGGAGGCGGGACAAUGUUUCCUCAAGGUGCUGAUGCAUAUAUUAACGAGCUUGCACAAGUUAUACCUAUUGCUGAUGGCUCAGUUCGUACGGCUCUUGAUACUGGCUGUGGCGUUGCUAGCUGGGGUGCUUAUAUGCUGAAGAGGAAUGUGCUUACUAUGUCAUUUGCACCGAGAGAUAAUCACGAGGCGCAGGUGCAAUUUGCAUUGGAGAGAGGAGUGCCAGCUGUUAUUGGGGUUCUUGGGUCGAUAAAACUUCCGUAUCCGUCCAGAUCAUUUGAUAUGGCCCAAUGCUCAAGGUGCUUGAUACCAUGGACGGAUAAUGCUGGCAUGUACUUAAUGGAAGUUGAUCGAGUCCUUAGACCUGGUGGAUACUGGGUCUUAUCUGGUCCCCCAAUCAAUUGGAAGACAUACUUCCGUACAUGGAAAAGGACAAAAGAAGACCUGAAAGCCGAGCAGUCAAGGAUUGAAGACUUGGCCGAAUCUCUUUGCUGGGAGAAGAAGUACGAGAAAGGAGAUGUUGCCAUCUGGCGGAAAAAAAUAAAUUCCAAGUCUUGCAAAAGGAAAUCUGCCAACUAUUGUCAAUCUUCAGAUGCUGAUGAUGUUUGGUACGAGAAAAUGGAGACAUGCGUAACUCCUUUUCCCGAUGUGAAGAGUGUGAAUGAAGUAGCUGGUGGGGAGUUGAAGAAGUUUCCAGCUCGGCUCAUGGCUGUCCCACCUCGAGUUCUCAAUGGUGAUGUUCAUGGGGUGACUUCCGAGUCCUAUGCGGAGGAUAACAAGCUUUGGAAAAAGCACGUCAAUGCUUACAAAAAAUCUGUCGGGUUACUUGGCACCUCGAGAUUUAGGAAUAUUAUGGACAUGAAUGCAGGGCUCGGAGGUUUUGCUGCUGCUUUGGAAUCAUCGAAAUUGUGGGUGAUGAAUGUUGUUCCAACUAUUGCCCCAAACACGUUAGGUGUCAUUUACGAGCGAGGCUUGAUUGGGAUAUAUCACGACUGGUGUCAAUUUGAAGACAUUCUCUUGGAAAUGGAUCGCAUUUUGAGGCCUGAAGGGACCGUGAUAUUUCGGGAUGAAGUUGACGUGUUGAAUAAGGUGAAGAAAAUUGCAGGCGGCAUGAGGUGGGAUUUGAAGAUGGUGGAUCACGAGGAUGGCCCGCUCGUCCCGUACAAGAUUCUUGUUGCGGUCAAGCAGUAUUGGGUUGCUUCAUCAAACAGCACGUCCACCGAUCACUGA